AUGCCGCAGCCUGUGCCCUCAACAUGGCGGCGCCUGCGCCGCUCACAAAAUGGCAGCCAGGCGGCGCUUCUAGAACCUUCCCAAGGCGGAGGAGAUGCGUUUCGGGGUGCURUGUACCUUGGUGCGGCGCCCACGGCUCCCAGUGAGGCUCAAGAGCCCAGAGACGCCCACAUGAGGGUGGCAGGACCCCCGCCGCCCGCCCUGAAGCUGAAGGAGGGGAACAUGAGGUGGCGCACGGUGGCCUUGCUCCUCACGCUGGGGGUGUCCAUGGGCACCUCGGCGGCUCGCGCCCACCGCAGCGCCGCCGGCUGGCACCCGCCGCGGGGCUACGCCACCUACGAGAUCGUGCGGCCGCGGCAGCUGCGGCCCUGGGCAGGGCGCGCCGUGGCGGGCGAGGCGUCCUACGCCAUCGCGGUGGAGGAGGAGAACUGGGUGGUGCACCUGAGGAGGAGGAGGGGGCUGCUGCUGCCCAACCUGCCCGUCUUCACCUACGGCCCCGCGGGGGACCGGCUGCUGGAGCAGCCCCACGUGCCCGAGUGCUACUACCAGGGCUACGUGGAAGGCCGCCCCGGCUCCCUGGUGGCGCUCAGCACCUGCACAGGGCUGCGGGGGCAGCUGCGCGUGGGCAACCGCAGCUACGGCAUCGAGCCCGUGCCGGGGUCCCUCACCUUCCAGCACCUCCUGUAUCGCAGGGAGGAGAGCCCAGACAUGGCUCUGACGUGUGGCUUGACCCAAGCCACGCUGCAGCAACAGGAAGGCAUUCGCGCCAAGUUCAGCGCGCAGGACUACCUGCAGCGGCUGAAGCACACCAGCUACGUGGAGAUAUUCAUGGUGGUCGACCACUACCUGUUCUCCUUCUACGGGAAGAACGAGAGCGCCGUGGUACACCUCGUUGUGGACACCAUCAAUUUGUCGGAAACGUACUACUACCCCCUCAAGGUUCGCAUCUGCCUCAUYGGCAUCGAGAUCUGGACCCACAGCAACCUCAUCGGAUACAGUCAGGACAUUGAGUACGUCCUGGGCAACUUCAACACUUGGGCGAGCCAGGAUCUCUCGCGGAGGAUGAGUUACGACCUCACGCAUUUAUUUACCUACAGGGACUUUGGAUUUGUUGUUGGGCUGGCGUAUGUAGGCAGCAUUUGCUACCCUGGUUAUAACACAGGCCUCGUGACACGUAUACGAGGAGACUUUGUCACCUUUACCAUUAUUUUUGCCCACGAGGUGGGCCACAAUCUGGGGAUGGAGCACGACGCAAAGGACUGUGUGUGCGGCAAGGCCACUAAAUGCUACAUGACCGACGAGUCGCUGGAAGACAGCAAGGCCUUCAGCAACUGCAGCGUUAAGAGCUUCCUCGACCUGCUCCAGAGGGGAGACGGCAACUGCCUGCGCAACGUCCCGGAGCCUCACAGACUCUUCUACUACAAGCUCUGCGGCAACAAGGUGAUAGACGAGGGGGAGCAGUGCGACUGCGGGAGGCCGCUGGACUGCCRAGACGAUCCCUGCUGCGACCAAAACUGCCGCCUGAAGCCAGGAGCCGUCUGCUCCACGGGGCAGUGCUGCCAGAACUGCCGCUUCCGCGCCGCGGGGCACAAGUGCAGGGCGGAGACGGACGAGUGCGACCUGCCCGAGUACUGCAACGGGACGUCCGAGUGGUGCCCCGUGGAUUUCUACGUUCACGACGGGACGCCGUGCAGCGACAACGGCUCCUGCUACCAGGGAAAAUGUGCCACCCAUGACAACCAGUGCAGGAAGAUCUUUGGGAAGAAAGCCCGGGGUGCUCCAGAAAGCUGCUUCAAAAARCUGAACGUGAAAGGGGAUCGAUUUGGCAACUGCGGGGGCGAUGGGACCUCAUUGGCUUUUGUGGGGUGUAAACCCCAAAACGCUCUGUGUGGAAGGCUGCAGUGCACAAACAUAAAGAGAAUACCCUUCCUGCAGGGGCCUGAAACCAUCAUUCAGACACCAGGGCCCCAGGGCUGGUGCUGGGGCACAGGCUUCCACGCUGGGRUAGACAUACCUGACAUCGGAGGAGGCCUCGACGGCACCAAAUGCGGUCCGCAGAAGAUCUGUGUCAACAAGACAUGCCAAGAUGCCGCGACCAGGAAAAACUGCGAUCCAAAGGUUUUGUGCCACGGAAAAGGGGUUUGCAACAACCUUGAGCACUGCCACUGCAAGGCUGGCUGGGCGCCUCCGGACUGCCAGUUCCACGGGCUGGGAGGCAGCAUGGACAGCGGCCCGCCGCCCCCGCUCUCCAUCUCCUUUUCCGAGGUUGCCCAAAACAAAGCUUUUGGGACCGCAAUAGGGGUCUCCAUUGCUGUUGUCCUCCCUCUGAUCGCUCUCGUCGCUGUUGUGAUCAAAUACAAGAAGGCAAUAGUUGCGUUCUGCGUUAGAAGACUGGCCUAAAAGGGAACUAAGAUUGCUGCAGGGGAGGAGCAGAGUGUCUAAAAAGAUGACAAUGU
Nothoprocta perdicaria is the source of this 2456-nucleotide messenger RNA. Its product is annotated as disintegrin and metalloproteinase domain-containing protein 20-like. The transcript has a single exon. Gene Ontology annotation, molecular function: metalloendopeptidase activity. Gene Ontology annotation, biological process: proteolysis; male gonad development. The record is from RefSeq and is a predicted model, not a curated record. NCBI's taxonomy places the organism in Eukaryota, Metazoa, Chordata, Aves, Tinamiformes, Tinamidae. Gene Ontology annotation, cellular component: plasma membrane; sperm head plasma membrane; external side of plasma membrane.